This is a messenger RNA of Hypomesus transpacificus, 3070 nucleotides long. Its product is annotated as toll-like receptor 13. The coding region runs from base 1 to 2775 and encodes 924 amino acids. Gene Ontology annotation, cellular component: membrane. The transcript has a single exon. The record is from RefSeq and is a predicted model, not a curated record. Lineage: Eukaryota; Metazoa; Chordata; Actinopteri; Osmeriformes; Osmeridae. Gene Ontology annotation, biological process: toll-like receptor signaling pathway; inflammatory response; immune response. Gene Ontology annotation, molecular function: protein binding; transmembrane signaling receptor activity.
AUGACGUUCAAGUCAUGUUCAGGACAAUCUGGAUACACGGCUGAUUGUACAAAUGUCAACUCCAUUGAGGAAGAUUUAACUGGACUCCCUCCUGGUCUGAAUAACAUCUGCAUCUUCGUGACAACAAGGAGCAAUGGUUCUCUCCACAUGGGGGUUUUCUCACAGUUUCAGGAUCUGAAGUAUUUGGAGAUACGUGGCUGCUUUACUCAAAUUCUACCAACGGGUGGUGUUCAGGGUCUCCCAAGUCUGCAGUAUCUCAUAUUGGAGGGAUAUCAGUAUGGUGAAGCACGAGAGUGCUGUCAUGGUAACUUUGAUGCACAUUCAUUCAGUGACCUAGUAAACCUAACAACAAUAUACAUAAAUCAAUAUAAAUUAUCUGUAAUGGCACCAGAUAUUUUCAAUCUAAUGUUUCAUUUGCAGACUUUAUCCAUACACGAAUGUUGUGUUCAUGAGUUGUCAGAAAUAGUGUGCAGAAUAAUGAAUAUACAAUCACUGCAAGAGCUGUUCAUCACAGCAUACGAAGUUGAAGAAAUACAACCUGUGAACUGCUCUGUCCUGAUUGGUAACAGCAGCAUACCACCUGUUUUACCACCCAACUUAAAGACGUUAAGUUUACAGGUUGGUCAUAUUAAGGUUUUAGAAGAGGGUGCACUAACAUGGCUACAAAACUUUUCAUCGUUUGAAGGAAAAUACAGUCAAGAUACCCUGGUUCGCAUUCCCUUGUCAGGCCUGAAGCAAAUCAACACCAUAGAGGUAAUUGCUUUUAACAACAGCGAGGAAAUUGAUUUCAAAUUGAUUUGUGAUGUUAUUUUUAAAAUGUCUGUAAAGAAGAUUUUUUUGUGGUUAGGUUAUAAUUACAGGUUUGCAUCCACCAGUGUCAGUUCUUGUAUAGGACUAGAGGGCAUGCUUGUCCAAAGCUGGGGUACAGAACACCCUAUACCACUUACUUUCAAAUUAAAUGUAAUUACUGGUCUGAUAAAUCUCAAAUGGUUGAGAUUGCAAGGGAAAAGACUUGAUAUGGGGGAUCUCUGUUCCUUCCACACAAAGACUAUAUUGAGAUUGACAAACCUUGUAUUGGUAAUCUUUUUGGAAAAGUUGGUUGCAAAACAAUUUAGCUGUUUAAGGCGCCUCCAGUAUUUGGAUCUAUCAUAUAAUACGAUUUCAUACAUUGAAGAUUCAGCUUUCUUUGGGUUGAAGAAAUUAGAGUUCUUGUAUAUGAAAAACAACAAAUUAACAGAUAUAAAAAUGAACACAUUUUUGGGUUUAGAAAAGUUGACACUAUUAGAUGUGACUGAGAACCCACUUGUCCACAUCGAGGCAGGGUCAUUUUCACAUCUUGGCAGUCUGAGCCAAGUGUUUCUUGGAGACCUACGCCUCCCUCCAUCACAGACGAUGAUCAUGCUGAAUCUGUCAGAAAUCUUCCGCAGCAGCCUUAGUCAGCUGACUCAGCUGUACAUUAGUUCAGGUAUGAGGCCAAUGCAGCUGGCGAUUGGGGCUUCUGUUUCCUCCAAUCAGAACCUGAGUCUCCAACUGAAGGGUCACACUGUAACAUUUGAGGACUGUAAUGGGCCAUUCUUUGAGUCUGUGGUCCAUCUGAAAGCUGACACAGAGCAGAUCCUUUGUGGAUCAGAAUUCAUAGGAAGGUUCUUCCAGUCUUUGGAGACAUUUGAGUUUAAGUCCAAGCUCUCAGCGAAAAGUAUAGAUUUGACACCAUUGAAUCAGAUGGUUCACUUGAGGAAGCUGAUUUUGAUAGAGGUGGAUCUUUCAAAUCAGACCUCCGCUGAUGCUAUUUUUCACAAUCUGACCAAAUUGGAGGAACUGCAACUUUUGGCAUGUAGGUUAAAUAUCUUAGAGGGUAGUUUAACGAAAGACCUUAGAUCUUUAAGAACAUUCGUUGUGCAUAUAAGAAACAUCUAUAAUGUGAUCUACAGCUUAACAGAACCUCUUGUUAGUCUAAAAUACAUAACGUUUGAGGAAUUUGAGACAUUCUGCAGUUGUGACAAUGCCUGGCUUGUGCCCUGGGCAAAGAAUCAGAAACAGGUCGAAGUGAUGAUAAAUCCCUUAGAGGGAGAAGAAUUGGAUGUAAACAGUCUUAAAUGCUUGUCAGACAAUGGGAUGGACAGACUGAACUUCCUCAAGUACUCAGAGGCCAACUGCAGUGCAGAUCCUGGCUUUGUACUGUUUCUUGCCACCUGCCUCGGGGUCCUGUUGUUCAUGCUGGCGGUGCUGCUUCACAACCUGGCUGGUCACUACCUCCUCCCCUUCUACCACAUCACCCUGGGCUGGCUGUCUGAGGCCAUGCGCUCCAACAGCAGACGGCGCUACCACUAUGACGCGUUCGUGUCCUACAGCGGAAAGGACGAGCGCUGGGUGGUGGAGGAGCUGCUGCCCAACCUGGAGCAGAGAGGACCUCCUUUCCUGCGCCUCUGUCUGCACAGCAGGGACUUCCAGCUGGGGAAGGACAUCGUGGAGAACAUCACUGAGAGCCUCUACCGGAGCCGUCACACCCUCUGCCUGGUCAGCCGCCACUACCUCCACAGCAACUGGUGCUCCCUGGAGAUGAGGCUGGCCACCUGCCGUCUGCAGGCCGAGCACAGGGACGUGCUCAUCCUGGUCUUCCUGGAGAAGAUCUCCCCUCGCCGGCUGUCCGUCCAUCACAGGCUGGCACGGCUGGUAAAGACUAGGACCUAUCUAGACUGGCCCCAGGAACCAGGUCAGCAAGAGGCCUUCUGGGUCAAACUGUGGACUAAACUGAAACCUCCAACCCAAGACUGACAUUUCCAGGGUUACUUUUCAAAUCAACUACUGUUUUGGGGGUUAGGGGGUUGGGUUAGUGUUAGGGAUGAGGGCAACAAGCAGGGUAUUACAUUGGUAGGAUAUUAGCUAGGUCCUACAUUUGUCGUGAUUUUAUAUCACGUUGUUUGAAAAACACAACUUUUAUGACCCUGACACUAACCCUUUCCCAGAUCAAGUUUGUGACAAUAAUUUUUUGUUUUGUUUUACAGCCUAAAGAUUAACUCUGAUUGGUCUUGUGUUAUAAUAUCAAACAAUUGCUUAAUUGUUUGUACAU